AUCUCUAAUUUUCCUUGUUCCCUCUGUAACUAAAUAGUCUUGUGUUAGACAUGCUGUGUCUGUCUCCUGAGAGCUAUCAAGUACAUGAGGAGCUACCUGAGAACAAGGACUAUGGUAUAUUUAUCAUUUUGAAUAGCUUAUAGCAGCUAAGCACUAGGAUGUAUAUAGGAGGUGUCUGCUCAUACUAUUUGUGGCAUUAUCUUUAAUCUUCGAAUAUUGUAGUAAGACUUAUUGGACCCAAUGAACCAUUGCUUCGGGAAGAGGAUGGAACACCAACUGUGGACUUUCCAGUGGGCUACACUGUAUUUGACAGCUGCCUUGGGGGCCUGCAGUGGUGUUCUGGGGACUCAGGUCACUAGGGGUAGGCAUAACUGAUGUUAAAUUUUAUUUUCAAAGAAUCAGUUGAUAAAAUAAUUUUUUAAAUUGUUUUCCCUAAAAAUGGAGCCAUUUGUUAUUUCCUAGGAGCAUGUGUACGGGAUCCAGGAGGUGAUGAGUGGAGGUCCUCCGAGCAUGGCCAGUGCUUAGGCCCCACCUCCUGAAGGUUUCACCAUGCCCCAGUAGCACCACAAACGGGACACCAAGCCUUCAGCAGGAUACUUGCGGAGAGCUACAAUGGAAAAGUCCUGGAUGCUGUGGAACUUCAUUGAAAGGUGGCUAGUAGCUGUGGCUUCCUGGUCUUGGGCGCUCUGCCGCAUCUCUCUUUUACCUUUAAUUGUGACUUUUCAUCUGUAUGGAGGCGUUAUCUUGCUUUUGUUAAUAUGCAUAUCGAUAGCAGGCAUUCUGUACAAAUUCCAGGAUGUUUUGCUUUACUUUCCAGAGCAGCCAUCGUCUUCACGCCUUUAUGUCCCCAUGCCCACUGGCAUUCCACAUGAAAAUGUCUUCAUCAGAACCAAAGAUGGAGUGCGUCUAAAUCUGAUUCUAAUAAGGUACACUGGAGACAACGCACCCUACUCCCCAACUAUAAUUUAUUUUCAUGGGAAUGCAGGCAACAUUGGGCACAGGUUACCAAACGCAUUGCUUAUGUUAGUUAACCUCAAAGUUAAUCUUUUGCUUGUUGAUUAUCGAGGCUAUGGGAAAAGUGAAGGAGAAGCAAGUGAAGAAGGACUGUAUUUAGACUCUGAAGCUGUGCUAGACUAUGUGAUGACUAGACCUGACCUUGACAAGACAAAAAUUUUUCUUUUUGGCCGUUCCUUGGGAGGAGCAGUGGCUAUUCAUUUGGCUUCUGAAAAUUCUCAUAGGAUUUCAGCCAUCAUGGUGGAGAACACAUUUCUGAGCAUACCACAUAUGGCCAGCACUUUAUUUUCAUUCUUUCCAGUGCGCCACCUUCCUUUAUGGUGCUACAAAAAUAAGUUUUUGUCCUACAGAAAAAUCUCUCAGUGCAGAAUGCCUUCUCUUUUCAUCUCUGGACUCUCUGACCAGUUAAUCCCACCAGUAAUGAUGAAGCAACUCUAUGAGCUCUCCCCUUCUCGGACUAAGAGAUUAGCCAUUUUUCCAGAUGGAACUCAUAACGACACCUGGCAGUGCCAAGGUUAUUUCACUGCACUGGAGCAGUUCAUCAAAGAAGUAAUAAAGAGUCAUUCUCCUGAAGAAAUGACAAAAACUACAUCUAAUGUAACAAUUAUAUGAUGUUCCCCAUUUUGGAUUAAUGCAUUGUAUUUUAAUUUGUGUAGAAUGAUAAAGAAUGUUCCUUUUAGAAGUGUGUUAUGUCUGUACUUGUCUGAAGAGUGACAUUAAGCAUUGAGAGGACUGCACCACUCCUUUGUGAUCACCCAAAUCGCUUUUAUGUUCCAAGAACUGUAGCUCUUUGAUUACUUCAUACUUUUUCAUCAGAACUUUCAAUGUUGCUAUGUAUCCACAACUUUACUUUACUAUGUCAAUCAAUAUAAUAGAAAUUAUUCAGGAGUUUCUUGUUGCUUAAGUGGUGUAUUCUGUGUUACACUUGAGGUCCGGGAGGAGGUAAGUGAACAAGAAACCUUGGGAUGUUACUCCUUUAGUAAAUACUGGGACAAUCAUGGUAAGAAACUUAGUUCUGUAACUGCAUUUUUCAACUUAAAAUGAAGUGCAUGAUGGUGUUUUACUCCUUGACUUAUGCAAUGCGAUGUUUCUGAUGUAAAUAACACUGAACAUAUACCAAUGUAUAUGGUACCUGGGUUAUAUAGCUAUUUUUAUGUAAACUCUAUUUUGUUUUGGGCAAGAAGUGAAAGCGAAGCCUGUGUUCAGGUCAUCAUUGGAUUUUGCUCUGAUGAGUGCUGAGAACCAGCUUUUUCUUAAAAAUAAAUGGGACCCUGAUUUCCAA
Molecule: messenger RNA, 2296 nt
Organism: Castor canadensis (American beaver)
Lineage: Eukaryota; Metazoa; Chordata; Mammalia; Rodentia; Castoridae
Source: RefSeq, a predicted model, not a curated record